This is a messenger RNA of Wyeomyia smithii (pitcher-plant mosquito), 8257 nucleotides long. RefSeq names its product WD repeat-containing protein 81 (gene Wdr81). Gene Ontology annotation, molecular function: protein binding; phosphatidylinositol 3-kinase regulator activity. The coding region runs from base 367 to 6669 and encodes 2100 amino acids. The record is from RefSeq and is a predicted model, not a curated record. Lineage: Eukaryota; Metazoa; Arthropoda; Insecta; Diptera; Culicidae. The transcript has 5 exons. Gene Ontology annotation, biological process: aggrephagy. Gene Ontology annotation, cellular component: mitochondrion.
UAUCAUCGCUUCUGAUCAGCUGUUCCAGUAUCAAAUGGCAAUGGUGUGCGUACUACACGCUUACGCAACUUACACAACUGCACACCAAAGUGAAAACAAGCCUCGAAAUGUCAAAUCGAUAGCAUAUUUUUUCUGCCUUCCAUCCAGCUAACUGGACUUUCUAGUGACGAGUGUGAAAAGUGGUGAUUUUGCAUUAUUCUUGAGUUUAUUCCUCCUUGCUGGCUCCGUUUUAUACCCGCACUUGGGUUUCAUUCCGUAGAACCGUUGCUUAAGCUGUGCACUUGAAAUUCAACCAACGAAAGUGGAUUCAAAUUUCAUACUUUGAUCACUCGUUUUCUUUUUGUUUUCUUACCUUCGUGAUUUCCAAUGGAGAUGGAGGCUAUUAUACAAGAUCUCAACAUACCACGACGACAGAUUAGGGAAACGCGCUGUCCCAAACGUUUCCAGCUUCUUACUCAUAAGUCUUGGUUGAAAAAUGUUUCGCAAGGAGGAAAAAUACCCGCCGAGUUUCCCGUUUGCAAUAUAGACAACUUAGAAUGGCCUGCCGUUGGUUCUGGAUCUGUUUGGUCCAGAGUAAACAUCAGUGUGCAUCGAAAGCAAUCCACUCGGGUUAUUCCACUGCCACGCAACAAACAUCUAUCAAAUCUUAGCUGUAACGAUGUACAUCUUCCAGAGAACGAAGACCCACUCCAUUAUUCUCAGCUACUUCAAUACGUUUCUCAAACAAACCAUAGGAAUCUCUGGAAGGCCGCCUAUCGCAAGUACGCAGCUUCACAACCAGUACAAAGCAUCUCAUCAUCCUCGACCCAGCAUUCGCUAGACUGUGCGAGCAAUAUCAACGGUACAAAAAAGCAACAGCAACUACAGCAGGACAAUAAUAGUAACAUAUCAGCAGCGGUGCUUCCGUAUGACUUUGUCCUACGAGAGGUGAUCGCCCGCACUUACGGGUGUCGUAUCUUGCGGCUUGAUCCGGCAGAAGGUGAUGAAUACACACAGAUACCGGUAACAACACAAUGGCAUCCAAACUUAUAUCCAGCUUUGGUGGCGUUAGAAACAGGACAAGCACUGUACGUUAUAUUUGACCCAUUCCUAGAGAAUACUUUAUUGGAUUGCGUAACAUACAGUCCGGCGAUUCUUGAGAAAUCUCACAACAAGCCUCUCUUUUUGAUCUAUCAAUUGUUGAAUCUUAUGAAGUCAUUACACGAUCGGGGGCUGAAUAUGGGAAAUGUUGAAUUGGGAGAUAUUUAUAUGACGGAAAAUCUAUGGUUGAGAGUAGUAACGGAUUUGGAAACUAACCUGGUGGAGUUCAAUGAGGAAGUACAGCAACACUUGGAUGAAUUGGGCUCACGAAGGCUGGUGUUAAGCAGGGAAUCAAAGGUGAGACUAAUGAAGGGGUUGGAUUUGAAAUAUUCUCUGAAAGAUUGGUGCGAAAUGUGGUGUCACGGGCAGUUAUCUAACUUUGACUACCUCACAAUACUUAAUAAUUUGGCUGGAAGAAAAAUAGGAUGCCCCGAACAUCACCAUAUCAUGCCCUGGAUAACUGAUUUCUCAACAAGAAACGGUCAAAUCUGGAGAGACCUGAAAAAGUCAAAAUAUCGAAUUAAUAAGGGCGAUGCUCAACUGGAUUUGACCUUUCAGGCUGCUUUGGGAACGGAAGGAACGGUUCCUCAUCAUGUAUCAGAUGUUCUUUCCGAAAUAACGUACUAUGUCUACAUGGCCCGCAGAACGGCAAAAUCUGUUUUGUGUAAACACAUACGUCCUAUUUGGGUACCGGCAGAAUAUCCAAUAUCAAUUCAGCGCUUGCAGGAGUGGACUCCAGACGAAUGCAUACCAGAGUUUUUCACUGAUCCAUCAGUUUUCAAAAGUAUUCAUGAAGAUUUACCUGAUCUGGAAGUUCCAAUAUGGGCUACUUGUCCAGAGGAUUUCAUCGCGAAACAUAGGGAGGCCCUAGAAAGCCAAUACGUGUCAGAAAAACUUCAUCACUGGAUUGAUCUUACUUUCGGAUACAAAUUAACAGGUUCAUCAUCUGUUAAAUCUAAAAACGUCUGCCUAUCUCUAGUGGAUAAACAUCAAAAUCUCUGUCAACGUGGUGUAGUUCAGCUUUUUACCUAUCCUCAUCCUACUCGACAAUUUACUACGAUAUGGAACGGAAAAACGCCUCCUCGGGUGUACAGUCACCAUGAAUCUCGCCAGCGGCUUACUCGAAGCACAGAAGAUUUAUCACAUCAGGAUUCCCAUUCCGGUGAUUCUGGAUUCUAUCCAGAGUACACAUCAUCACCACAAAGUCGUUAUUCAUCUCAAAAUCUUUACAACUCCAGUGGAUACAAAUCGGAAUCCAUGGAACGCUCCACCAGCUAUCAUAUAACUGUUCAACCCAGGCUACCUUCAGUGGUAAUCCUGCCAAAGAACUACAACCCGGUUGCUCAAUUGAACGCCGUAGAAAAUCUGGGCACGUUUGUGACGAAAACGUUUCAUUCAUCUACCACAACGUCUGGUGAGUCAACCGGUAAAAACAAAACUGUGGACGAUGAAUUCGAUUUAUGGAAUGUAAGCACUGGCAGCAGUUACUACCGCGAGCCAAAUUACGAGAGCAAUUCCUUCACGAAUCGGCUUUUUUCUGAAGCAUAUGAGGCAUCCCUCUUGAAAGACAGAAAAAUGUUUCAGAAUCUUAGAUCACAAAAUCAGUUUCAACAGGUAAAUUCUAAGCAAACCUUCAAACAACUGUUGCUGGACGUCCGAACCAGAGAUUUAAAAAUACUUGGUUGCUUGAUCGUAGAGCUGUUUUUGGCGGCGAAACUAAGACCUCACGGCAGUUGUCUUCCCCAAGACUUUGGCAGCAGAUUGGAGGCCUGCACGAAAUUGGUCAAAAAAGAACCUCGAGCAUUACCUAUCGGUGCUUUGUACGCGGUAAAACUGCUACUGGGUAUCGAAAUAUCGGAAUCUGAGGCUAUCGUAACAGAGAAAGGCUUACCUCAGCCUUCACCACAUCAAUUUCUUCAGCCACUACUUGCGAAUUUGUUAAUACCCUUUCCUCCUCAGUACCUGCGUGUUUAUCAAGUUGUCAGAGCGCUCAGCCACUUUGAAGAGUGUACCAACUUGCUUGAUUUGAAUACGUACUUCGAUUGCGAUGGGAAAAAUUGUGCACGCUUCGUAAAUCUCGAUAAAAUGCGUACUGAUUUUCGUCGAAGAAUAGCCGAGUGUAAAAUCAAUUGCUGUGUAACAUUAACCGAAGGUUUGUUGGAGCCCCGGGGUCAUGAUCAGUAUUCUAUGGUAGAGCUUCUGCUACCACACUUCAUAGAGUUGAUUAAAGCAGAUGAUACGUCAAUAUUGGCUGCUUGGAAUCUUUUCGACUCAAUUUCUACUGCUCUAGGAGUUCAAAAAACUCAGCAAUAUCUUCUUCAACCGAUUCUUUUAUUGUACGAAUCCGAAGACAACGAAAUCCGAAUUAGUCAACAGCAGAACAAAUUUCCGAGCGAUCAAGUAACAGUAAAAUUUACGCGGAAUACUUCGUUCAAAUCGCGGAAAUCUGCCAAGCUGUAUCACCACAGUUUUUUGCUGAAGCUAACCGUUCGCUUUGGAUUGCGUUGCUUUCUGGAAAACUUUAUAGCACCACUUGUGGAAGCUGUCGGAGGCUAUAAAGAUGCGGAUCUUAAUCAACCUUACCAUUUUCACGAAAACCUUCCUCAAAUGGGUGAAUUUAAACGUUCGCGUUCUUGCAGAAAUUUUCAGCUCAAAAAUGCAAACAAUAGCGAUAACCAAGAGCAAAAUUCGGCUUCGAUUUCAAACACUUUAAUAUCGCCAGACGCUUCGGACAAAACACUUUCACCAACGGUGGCGGAAAAUUUGCCUUUAGAUGAUGCGUCAAUCGAUGAAGAUAUUGAAGAAAUGUUCAGCUUCGAUGAUUAUCCUGGACGAGUAGAAACGAAACAAUAUAUGACAGUGAUAUCUGUGGGUGGCGACGAUAUUAGUGACAACGAAAUGGAAACGGCAAUGAAAAAGAUCAUUGAAGAUUUCGAUAUGAAAGCUGACAUCAGCAGCUUCGAUCUGCCAUUAAAUCACUCGCAAGCAGAUGAAGCGAUUGAAGAUGCAUUGGAGGAUGAAUUAAGUGGAAAUAGUGCACUAGAAAAGAUUAAUUUUUCGGGAACAACAACAGAUCCCAUAGAAAGCACCAAGGGCGAUCCCAAAUCGCCAACGAUACCCAUUCCAUCGUCUUUUCGCAGGAGUUUUGAAUUAAAUUCCAUUGGAUGUGAGAUCGGAAGUAAAAAAAGUAUUGAUUCAUUAGAGUACCUUUGUAAAACUCCACGAGAAGAUAAACCGGAUCCCACUAGUAAAAGUAUUGGCAACCAGCCUGCCGGCCAUUCUAAAACACCAGAGUCGAGCAAAACUAGAUCUACACGCAUUUCUGAGAUGAGUUCUGAAAGUUUGAUCUGGCUAUCGCACAGAUUGGGUCCUGUUUUGACGGCUCGUUACUUAACCAGGAAUUUGCUAAAAAUGUUAACACUUUGCUAUGUAGGACCAGAAAAUCUCGUCCCCAGCGAUAGUCAUACCAUAAAUCGUCCUACUAGCAGUGUGAACUAUUUCACCAUCGCCAACGGAUGUGUCACGGGUGAUGAAGCAGCCCAACGUGUCCUCGAGUGUCUUACUUCCAUCUCGGCGUUAUUUGGAGAUCAAUUCAUCCUUCUGCAGUACUUUCCUCAUGCCAGUGAAUUGAUCGCUCUCUGCCGGAAAAAGAUGACUCCAACAUUGGAAGGGGGACUGAUAAGCUCCUUACAAUUGGUUAAAUGCCUCAUCCCGUAUCUGAAUGAUACUACCGUCAUGGACCAAGUUCAAGAUUUUCUGCUACGAUCAAUCAUCCAUCCAAUUAUUCGUCUGCUUGAAUCCACCAAAUUUAUUAUGCCCAGUGGUUUUCUUGCACGGUCAGUCCUCGCACGUAAGCUCAUAGACACACUAUACGUUAUUUCGAUUCGAAUUGGACGGGAAAUGACCCGAGAGCAUAUAUGUAUUCCCGCAUUACAGAGGUUCUUCCUGAUUUUCGACAAAGCUUAUGGACGAAACGAACAUUUACGAGAUCUCAAGGUACGGGAUUCUAGUCCUUCCAGUUCAGGAACGGAUGACUCUCACUACAUCGAAUUCCGUCGAGAGGGAGGAACACGUGAGCUCACUAUUCGUGGGCAAGAAAUCCGUCAAGUUGCUGCCAAGGGUCAAGAGCCACUGGAUAGUUAUACUCCUCCCAGCGCCUUAGAUUUGCCACUAUCUUCUACUAGCAACGUAGAAUGUGGAGCAGCCAUGGUUCAAUGUACUGUUCGUUCCAAAGCUUUCGAGGAAAUUCGGGAAGUUUUUACGCCUAAUCUUGCCUACUCGUGCUUCGUUCCUUUCUUAAAUUACCUCGGUCAGUACGAAAUGUCGCAAACUCUUAAGAACAUGCCACUUGUGCUGAACCUUUGCCACGACCAUGAACAGCCGGAGUAUGCAUUUGCUAACCAUUCGGCUAAAGCUGACUCCGAUCCACUCGAAGAAGAUACCGCUCAGCCAGAAUCUCUGAACUGCUCUAACACCUUCGGUUCCAACAUCAUCGGUAAUCGAAUCGAGGUGAAGAACGAUUCCAACAAAAUAGAACUAGAGCAGAAAGAGCUACUCGGAAUGGUCACGUAUCGGUUAGAACAGGUCAACAGCUCUCGAAACCUGCGGGGAAACUGGUUGGCCUAUUGGGAGCAUGAAAUCGGUCGCGCCGAUAAAGAUCAACGAUUCAACUUGAAGCAAAUCAAGCUGCAAACCUAUAGCGGUCACAGUAACUCAAUAAAAGCGAUAUUAGCGCUGGACAAUGAAAACAGUUUCAUUUCCGGAUCCAAGGACAAAACUGUAAAGCUGUGGUCAUUACGCAGCGAAGGUGAUGGUAGUAAAGUCUCUACCUGUCAGUUCACCUAUAACAAUCACCGUAAGUCGGUGCAUUCGUUGGCAUUUUUAGAGUCGCUUAGACUCACAAUUUCCUGUGAUUCCGGUGUGCAUUUGUGGGAUCCUUUCGUGGGUUCUCAGAUUGGCCAACUUGAUGUACCGAAAUACACUCCAGUUUCGCUGGUACGAACACUCCCUUCUCCAAGCUGCCUCGUAUUGGCUGGAACGGCUGAUAGCUGUGUGAAGAUCAUCGACGCGCGUACCUUUAGCUAUUGUCAAGAGUGGCGGAUAUCGAACGCUCCAGUUGGUUCAGUGCGGUCCAUUGCUGUCGCUCCAUCUGGGUUGUGGAUUGGUGUUGGACUUAGCUCGGGUCAAAUCACCAUUUUGGACGCCCGAACUGGGUUUAUUAUCUCCUCAUGGCGAGCAAAUGAUAGUGAUCUGCUACAGUUGCUAGCUCCCAAUGACAGUCAACUGAUUAGCACUAGCUUGGACUAUUCAGUGAGUGUAUGGAACCCGAACACCGGAAACCUGCAAUUUAAUAUGAAAAUUCGUCCAGAACCAGUCCAUUGCUUAACUAGCAACGGCCCGGAGCUCAUAGUUGGAACACCUACCAAUCGAAUUGGUGUAUACGGAUCCAUCAGCUCCGAAACAAAUUACUGGUACACGAAACUUAGAUCGGAGACUUUUAGGGGGGUGCUGACUAGCUUUGCAUUACUUCCCCUCAAUCGAAUGUUGCUGGUAGGUGGCGACAACGGCAAUAUCAGUUUAUUAUGCUAAAUGAAAGUGCAAUCCUUCCUAUCGUGAUCUCACUCAUUCUCGUUACUUUUGCAUUCCGAGCCCUACAACGGAAGAAAAUGAUAUUUUUUUACGAAUGUAUGUGAGUUAUGCUUGAACUACACAGCAUAGUGCAGUUAGUAUUAUCGAAUCUGAAACCAAAUUAUGCUGUAAUUAUUAAUCAUAUAAAAUAAUCUUUGCCACCAAUGAUAAAACAUGUCCUUGAAGAAAACGAAAUCUCCAUAAUGGGUGGUACAAAUUCGCGGAACCUUUUUUCAUGAGUGUUUUGCUAUCAAAAAAUCGAAAAACACGUUCUGCGUUGAAAAAGAUUUUUUAUAUAAAAGAUUUCAUUUCGUUAAAACAAGUUAUAAAAAGCUACACAUACAAAAUGCAGUCCGAGCCCCCGUUCGCUGGUUCGAAAACCUAUAAUUUGCUAUUUCGUUUUGUUACCGAUCGCUUUCAAGGCGAUCGGCCCAAUUGAAGGCUUGUUUAAUUUGUAGUAUGUAAGUUGUAUAUAUUUGUUUUGUUUGUGGUUGGCUCAUUAUUAUUGUUGUUAGCUGUUAAUUUAUUUUGUUUUCCAAUUAUUGUAAUUUUUUGUUUAACAUAGCUAUAAGUUAUACUAAACAUACUAACAUAAACAUCAUAGUUUAUUCCAUAAUUAGGCGUCGAUAAUUUGCGAGAAAAAAAAAGUUAUGUAUUGUUGCCGCUUGCAAGCCCGUGGAUUUCCCGCCAGUUGACAAUCUGGGAAUAAAAGAGGCCUUUGGAGCCCACCCCGGAACGUGCAGACCAGACGUUGGGGCUUUUGACGUGGUUCCCAAGAGGCCAUCAGAAAUCCCAGAAGGCGGCCACACCUUACAGGCAGUUACAAAAAUACGAGAAGCGAAAUGUACCGGAAAAACCGCAACGGCAAAAGACGGCAAAAUAGUCCGCACUAAAAAUAUCCCAACCGAUAAAAAUAAUCGCUAACCAAAAACAACCCUGACACAACGCCACCCAGGUGCCGGAUGAAGCAAGAAAAUAUAUGACAUCAAGAUCGCUGCAUCCGGAUAAAGGAAAAGAGAGAGAAGAAGAAGAGAGAGGGAGAUCGAGGAUUGGGAGAAGGUCGAUAGUAGAUGACAGACGUUGGAGACGAGGACCAUUAGAGUUCGAACCAUCAGAGAAGACACAUGCGAAAAUUUGAAAGUAAAAAACUAAAAAAAAAAUUAUAGUUGUCGAGCAGAAGAAGACGAUAGCGCCGGCUGUCUCCAAGUGGACCGGAUUGCAUCGUGGAAGAGGACAAAACGUGGAGAACUCGGAAGUGUUCCGUGCGUAUUACCAGGCGGAAACCGCCGUCAACUUCUCUUCGCCACCCCGACCAGGAAAACAUCUGAACGAGCCAGUUCAGCGGGAUAGCGAUCGUCGAGACGUCCCCAGAAGGAAAACGGCGAGAUAUCGGCGGAACGUGGAAGCGCUGCCAUCAUUGGUUGACCGUUGAUCGGUCAAGGUACGUACCUCUCUCCCUCCUCCCCUGCAUGUCGUCGAUGGGCCCCAACGCGUCGUGAACGGUACCGCAUCAUGAAAACUUAAGUCCAGAAUAAAGAAGUAAAAUGAA